Quercus lobata is the source of this 1059-nucleotide messenger RNA. RefSeq names its product SART-1 family protein DOT2-like. Lineage: Eukaryota; Viridiplantae; Streptophyta; Magnoliopsida; Fagales; Fagaceae. The record is from RefSeq and is a predicted model, not a curated record. Bases 1 to 879 code for a protein of 292 amino acids. The transcript is spliced from 4 exons.
AUGAAUGUGACAGCCCAGCUAAGAGUCAGUUUCCAGAUCGCUAAGAGUCAGUUUCCAGAUCAGAAUGCUGGAGCUAUACAAGGGCGUCAAAUUGGGGAGAACGUUUCGAGAAAUGACAAGAUCAAUUUUCUUGUGAAUACAAGAAGUAGCGAUGAUGUUGUGAAGGAAAGAGAGAAAGAAAGCAGUAGGGAUAGGAGGAAAGAUGAUAGAGUUGAGCGAGAGAAGGAUAGGAGCAAAGAUAGUAAGGUGAGGGACAAAGAAUAUGAUAGGGAAAAAUAUAGAGAGAAAGAGUGCGAUAGGGAUAAAGAUAGAAAAGAUCGAGGGAAAGACCGUGAGAGGGAGAGGGAGAGAGAUGCAGAGAAGGAUAGUGAUCGAGGACGAGACAAGGAGAGGGUAAAGGAGAAGAACAGGGAUAGGGACAAAGAUAAAGAAAGAGAAAAGGAAAGGGAUAGGCCAAAGGAAAAGGAAAGGGAAAAGGAGAGAGAUAAAUAUAAGGAUCUUGAAGGAACCAAAUCUAUGAUGGACCAUGAAGAUAAUAGGGAUAGGGAUGCUUCCAAGCAAGGGAGGUUAUCCCAUCAUGCUGAGACUGAAGAAAAUACUGAGGGGUCAUUAGCUGGAGCGCACUUGUCGGCAUCAGAGCUUGAGGAGCGAAUAUUGAAGAAAAGAGAAGAAAGAUUGAACAAAAAUUCUGAAGGUGUUUCUGAAGUUUUGUCAUGGAUCAGUCGGAGUCGUAAGCUCGAGGAGAAAACGAUUGCUGAAAAGGAGAAAGCAUUGCGGCUCUCAAAGAUUUUUUCGGAACAGGACAAUGUUGGUCAAGGAGACAGUGAAGAUGAGGAAGAAAGCCACGGUACUGCGCGUAAGGGUUCUUACUCCUUAUGAUUUGUCUUGUAAAAUCGAAUUGAUGUUUUGACAUGAUUUUGAAUCAGUCCAUCUUGCAUUUUAUUAGAUUUUGAGUGCAUAGAUUGGACUGAUUCAAAUACCAUACUCAUCAAGUUCUACUGAGUAGUCAUGAAAUUUACUAAUGACAUCCAAGCUCCAUAAUAGAACUAAAAUUGUGUG